Molecule: messenger RNA, 1516 nt
Organism: Neltuma alba
Lineage: Eukaryota; Viridiplantae; Streptophyta; Magnoliopsida; Fabales; Fabaceae
Exons: 6
Coding region: 132-1232 (366 amino acids)
Source: RefSeq, a predicted model, not a curated record
AGUUUCAAAAGUCGGUUGUUACUGUGAGAUAUUUGUCACCAGGAGAAGUUCGCGUUAUUAAUUAAUUUUCGUUUGCCCUGGAAUCUCUCUUGCCUCAGUGGUAGAGUAUUUCUUCGUUAUUUUAAUUUUUGAUGGAUAAAGGGAAAGCUGUGACGACUUUGACAACUUCGUUGCAAAAGCUCGAUUUGAAUCCCGGAUCCAAUAUCAAUUCCAAGCCCUCAAGUAUCUUCGCCGACCCUCAUUUUUCCGGUACCUUUCUUUCCCUCUUCGGGCUUGGAAAAUGGUUCUUAUAUGUAGUCUCCCUACCUAAGAAGACAAAGCCUCCAAGUUUAGUCAGUUUAUGCCUUGGAGUUGUUGGUAGGCAUUUACAGGAUAUCAUUGCUGAUUUGGGUGAGAUUGCUAUCAACCUGCCAGCUGAUAUAAAGAUGGUUGUGGCAGCUAUUGCUAGGCGAAGGAAGUUGCUCAACGAUGAUGUUCUAAUAUCAUUAGCUGAUACUUCCUGGGAAAUCCUAGAUGUCUCUGGUUCAGAUGUUUCUGAUUUUGGCAUAAUAAAAGCUGCUGAAGUAUGCAGGCUUAUUAGAGCUCUGGAUAUUAGCCGGUGCAGCAAAAUUACUGCUAUGGGUGUAUCUGAACUUGUGAAGCAGUGCUCAUUGCUGGAGACAUUAAGAUGCGGAGGGUGUCCAAGGAGUGACAGCAUUGCCCGUAGAUGCUUGAGUAUAUUUAAACCAAAGCUGAAUUACUUGGAGGAAGAUUCAUGGGAGGAGCUUGAUACAAAUGCAAUUGCUUGUGGUGCCCAAUCUUUGAGAUGGCUUGUAUGGCCGAAUAUUGAUAAGGAUUCUUUAGAAGAUUUUUCUGCAGAGUGUCCGCGCAUUGUAGUAAAUCCUAAGCAAUCUCCUUUUGGGUUCAACGAUGAUCAUGUUCCUUGGGAAGCGUUACAACAUAUUGCAUUGGACGAUGCGGCUGUUAGAGAUAUUGAUCCUAGGACAUGGGCAGUGCACGGAUUUAUUAUGAAGGCCGCCCCUCAAUCACCUGAAUGUCCCUCUGAAUUGUCAGUGGCUGAGAAAUUCAGACUAGCAUUUGUGGAAAGGGACACCCGUUUAGCUCCAAAGCGAGCAAAGAAUGCGCGGCAGCACCAGCGUCGUGCUGUGAGAGAGUUGAUGUUGAUGAGUACAAGAGCCAAGGCUGCCGUUUUAGCCUCUCAAGUAACCAACUCUCUGAACAGCAGGAGUUAGUUUUUUGUAUAUAUGGUGGUCACAAAAAACCUGUGUGUGUUGCAAGUUAGGCAGCUUUUCGAAGAAGCUGGAAAUACCUUUACCAAGUUUGAGUGAAACCAGUUUUCAGUUUUUCUGUGUCCUCAAACUACUAUCAGAACUGUCAGUAAAUAAGUGCCUUGUAUAUAAUGCAUUCAAUAGAAUUACAAUAAACUAAAUUAGAUCUUUAUAGUCACGUGGUAUGCAUUUAGAGGGAGUGAUUGGAUGAGACUACUCAAACGUCAUCCUCUCUCUCUUAUUUUUUU